Molecule: messenger RNA, 1470 nt
Organism: Salmo salar (Atlantic salmon)
Lineage: Eukaryota; Metazoa; Chordata; Actinopteri; Salmoniformes; Salmonidae
Gene: tfam
Product: transcription factor A, mitochondrial
Biological process (GO): regulation of transcription by RNA polymerase II
Source: RefSeq, a predicted model, not a curated record
AAUGUUAAACUACGUCAACACCGCCAUGACCUUAUCCCACAAUGCAGCGGGAUGGUGAAGGAGCGUUAUCCGUGCAUGGCGGGGGCAAACGGACAGGACUGAAUUCGGUAGCUAAUAACUAAUAAUCACCGAGGAGGUUGUGAGUCAGUCAGUCCCGUUGUUGUCUCUGUCAGCUCUGACCGUCUAGUGUUUUCAACCAGAAAUGGCGCCUUUCGGUCUGUUGUUUUCUGGCCUUUUGAAAAAGUCAUUCAGUCUUUUCUCCGACGCUUCCUGUCUGACAAGGCUCGUCAAUGUGAUCCCAGCUGUAAAGAGUUUCACAACCAGUGCCGGCGCUCCCCCUAAGAGGCCCCUGAACGGAUACAUGAGAUUUGUGAAACAGCAACAACCUCUCGUUGUCAGGGAGUAUCCAGACGUCAAAGCUGUCGAUGUGAUAAGGAAGAUUGCACACCAGUGGAGAACUCUGACAGCAGACCAGAAACAACCUUUUCAACAGGCGUCAGUGGAUGCCAGGGAACAGUUUAAGGUGGACAUGCAGAGGUACCAGUCCCAGCUCACACCUGCACAGGCUGCUGCUCUGAAACAGGAGAGGAGACGGAGGCUGGCCAAGAGGAAAGCCAUCAGGAGGAAGAGGGAGUUGAACAGUCUGGGCAAACCCAAACGUCCCCGGUCGUCCUUUAACAUCUUUAUGGCAGAACACUUUGAGGAGUCCAAAGGGACGACCACACAGGGCAAGAUGAAGAUGCUGCGGGAGGACUGGACCAAACUGUCAACCUCACAGCAACAAGUCUACGUGCAGCUGGCGGAGGAUGAUAAGGUGCGCUAUAAGAAUGAGAUGAAGUCCUGGGAGGAACACAUGAUGGAUAUCGGACGGGAGGACCUGAUCAGACGGAAAGAGACCCACAAGGACAAAACGGCUACUAAAGGAGGCAAACAGAAAUCCAAAAUGAAAGUGGUGAAGACUAAAUCUGUAGGAGCUACGACAGCGAGGAGCGGGAAAAAGGCCUGAGUUGUUCUGGAGAGGAGGGGUGCCGUUAUAAAGGCAAGGUACCGUCCCAAAAUUGUUUUAUUUUGUUUAUCAGUUGUCCAUAGUCAUAUCAAUGCUCCUAGAGCCUCAAACUGUGAAAGAACCUUCAUCCGUCUGGGAAAGAUCAUGAGACAUUCUCAACUGACCGUCAGAAUGAGAAUUCACUGUUAACUAUCAUAAAGCAGUGCUUUUUCUAGUAGGAAAAUAUGAAUUAUGUCGAAGUUAAGUUCCUGUAAACAGGGCCACGUUCUGUAUCUACUGUCUCUAUACAUUACGUACUGUACAGGCUAGUCUAUACUAGAUAUAGUCUUUGUUAAGAUAAUUGCCGGCUGAGUGUUGACAUACCAGUUACUUUGUUUGUAGACUAUUCGUUUUUACCUGCGUAAAAAGUUGGCUCAUGUUUUGUAUCUAAUCUUUAUUAAAUAAACAUUUACGUACAUUUAAAA